AUGCAAGCUAGAAAGAUGCUAUUUGCUGCUAUUCCAUCUAUUUGUGCAUUAAGUUCGAAUAAGAUAUCAAUCUAUAAUGAAGAAAUGAUAGUAGCUCGUUGUUUUAUAGGCUUCAUCAUAUUCAGUCGGAAGAGUUUAGGUAAUACUUUCAAAGUAACUCUCGACGGGAGAAUCCAGGCUAUUCAGGAAGAAUCGCAGCAAUUCCCCAAUCCUAACGAAGUAGUUCCUCCGGAAUCUAAUGAACAACAACGAUUACUUAGGAUCAGUUUGCGAAUUUGUGGCACCGUAGUAGAAUCAUUACCAAUGGCACGCUGUGCGCCUAAGUGCGAAAAGACAGUGCAAGCUUUGUUAUGCCGAAACCUAAAUGUUAAGUCAGCAACACUUCCAAAUGCCACUUCUUCCCGUCGCAUCCGUCUUCAGGACGAUCUAGGCACAAAGUUUAACUUAUUAGUUAGGAGGAGAUUUAUCUCCCAGUGUAUCUCGAAAGCAGAAAAAAUAGAACUCAUUCGAGAGAGCUUGGUGGUCUUAAGAAUGGGCCGCCCGCACGCUUUAAGGGUUGUUGAACGUAUUGCACUAAGAAAGACUCCUGCCGUUGCGGUCAUAUUUUAUUUGAAAGCCGCUCAAGCAAUUUCUUUAAAGAAGAGCAAGCAAGACAAGAUAAGGCUCGAAAGCUGCGAAUAA
Messenger RNA from Vicia faba (fava bean), 681 nucleotides. Lineage: Eukaryota; Viridiplantae; Streptophyta; Magnoliopsida; Fabales; Fabaceae. The record is from the annotation of a GenBank genome assembly.